Molecule: messenger RNA, 240 nt
Organism: Caenorhabditis remanei
Lineage: Eukaryota; Metazoa; Nematoda; Chromadorea; Rhabditida; Rhabditidae
Exons: 2
Coding region: 1-240 (79 amino acids)
Source: RefSeq, a predicted model, not a curated record
AUGUAUGAUACACCAAUUGUCAUCCGGAAAUGCGAGGAUUUUCUCCUCAGAAAAUCCAAGAAGACACUGAAAAAGAAGUUGCAAAUGUCUACUCGCUAUCACUUGGAAGCAUUGACGAAAAAGUGUCUCAGUGAAAUCAAAACACCGACUGAUCUUAAAUCUGUUAUCCCCGGAGAUAUUCACGAUUUGGAUCCAUCGAUUAUGGCAGAACUGUUUCAAAAAUCUCUCACACUUCAUUGA